AUGAUUAGGAGCGUGCGCACCGGGUUAGCCAACAUGGCGACUAAGUGCCUUACACGAGCUCUAAUUCCAUCAUAUUUACCAUUAGUUGGACGCCGCCUUUUAAACUACAAGGAGAUCAACCUAAAGAUUAUAUCAAGAAAUAUUUGUUGCAUUUCUAGGUGCAACUUUUCUAAGGCGGCAAGUCAAGUGAAAGAGGUCGAUGAGGCGACUGAAAAUAGUGACCCCCAAAAAACGAAAAUUCCAAUUUUGGGUGAAUUUGAGAACAGAAAUCCUCGAAACGAAGAAUAUUUUGGAUUCAACAAACCAAGAGGGUAUUCUACACAAGUUUACAGGGUUGAUUUCUACAACAAGUAAGUUUGCUUCAUCUAAUACUGCAGCUCUGUGUGUCGAUUCAACAAAUCAACAGUGGUUCAGUGUGUUAACGAAUAUCGUUGUUGCUAACAGUACAGACCACGCUCGACCACUGUCAAUUCGCUUUUUACUACAAUAUCGUUGUCAAAUAAACUGAUUCGUUUUACUUCGUGACCAAGAUCGUGACACCUUGACGCAAGCAGCGUUGUCUGUACUCCUAUCGACAACGGUAAAUUGAUCAAUCAGAUCACUACAUUACUGCCAAUUGUGGUAAAAAUUCAAUCGGUGGUAUGUGAGGCUUCUGGCGGUCAUCAUCAGUUAAAUUGUGGAAUUUCCCGAGGAACUUGAAACUGGCUGAUUAAUAUCAUCUAAGAACAAAAGAUUACGUGAUUAAAUGAUGCUGAAGGCCUACUCAGUUCAAGUGGAUGACAUUUUCUGCGUUAAUUAUCUCAGGGAGUGUGGGUACUUCUACUCAUAAGGAUAUUGUGAAAUCAUUCUUGUGUUUUCUUCAUCCACAGACUUCAAUUCUUAAUAACAAACCGGCAUACAAGAGCUCAGGUGGUGCAUAACAGUGGAUUGGUGCUGGUGUCCGCAUCCACCACUGAGUUUGAAAUCACACGACACCUGUACAAAACUACAGAUGUUACUGCUGCAAGGAAUAUUGGCAGAGUUAUUGCACAGAGAUGUCUAGAGGCAGGAAUAACAAGUGUGCGAUGGGAAGCUAUGAAAGGGGGCUUACGCAAACAAAGGGUAACAGAAGCUGCUAAAAUUGAUAUAUCGUCCUAAAAUUGUCAUUAUUCUUUUUGUGCUGCAGGUAUUUUUUUUACCAUAAUUUUAUGAUAUUUUUCUAUUCCUCUUCACCCUUGAACCCUGUCACUCUGAGGAUUUACAAAUAAAUUAUUUGCAUUGUUUGUCAUGUGUUUCUAAUAAUUUGACUCUGAGGGCUGGUUAUAUGCAUGUAAACAAAGUUUAGCUGUUGUUUAACAAAAAUGCAUUUUAUGCCAUCUUCAAUUUAACCAAAACUUUUAUCUUAACAUUUAUUUUAGUGAACAGUGGUAAAGCUAAUAGUGGAAGGGAAUUUAUUUGAUGGAAACAAAUGUCUUACAGAGAUUACAUAUGGCCCUGAGAGCUAAGUGUUCAUGCAAAGACAAAGAAUAUCCUCUUACUGAAGUUUUUUCUUUCUUGUCAUUAGAAAGAAAUUGGAGAGAAAUUUCUUUUUUGCCCUCUGUACUUCUGGGGAUCUAAGGGCUUGCGCCAAAGAUCUAAUUCAUAAUUCUCCCUUCCAGGUUCAAUACAUUUUGUGGUAAAUUAGUUAAGAGAAUCUGGUGUUAUAUCAGCUAACACUCUCCAAUUAACAGCUUUGUCCAUUCUCUUUGACUGAAAUUUGGAGAGUGCAUUGAAAUUAUUGGGAGAAGUUGUGUGGGUGAUGAGGGAUUUCAGGAAAUCCAAGGUAGAGAGUUAUUGGUGGAUGAUGUGACAAUCAAAUGGUACUUCUAUUUCCAUUGUGCAGACCACUGCCUUCUCAGAAGCCAUUAAGGAAGGAGGUGUCAUACUGAGUGAACCCAAGAAAGUUAUACCACCAGAAACAUAUUAUUUAGGUAAGUGGUUGUUAGAAUGGUAAACAAAAAUUUAGGCAUUUGAACAACGUCUGGGAGACAUAUCAAGAUGUUGAAGAGGACCAGUUUACUUGCAUAAAGUUUUGUCCCCUUUUUGGCAUUAUGCAAACAUCUUCCUUAUGUUAAUGUGUUUAUUUCACUUAUUAGUUUUUUUUUUGGUUCCAUGUUUUGUUUCAUGGUUCAGGCUAAUGGUUAGGAAAAAAAAACCCUGGGCCAGCAGUUUUACCCAAAAACCCUUGAACCAAAAUUAACCAAAAAAAUUAGCGAAUCAGUAUCAUGCAAAGGGUGUAAAUUACUCAUGUUUGUUUUACUUACAUUUGUUUUUAAUUGAGUGUCUUGGAGGAUGGUGAUAUUUUUCAAAUUUUAGUUGGCAUUGUCCAUGCCUCGAUGACAUAGGGUAGUUCACACUUUUGAGUCAGUAAAAUUAUCACAAAAGAAAUGUUUGAUGUUCUUGCAGAGGUAAAACACCAAGACAUUACUUAUUUCUUGUGCCAUGUUUCACAAAUUUCUCAUAUCUUAUCUCUUACAGAUUUUAGACCAAAGAAGAAGAGAAAAAAGUGGAGGAAAUUGCCCUAUUCAAAGCGAUGGAAGGCUCACUUGAACAAACCAAAAUAA
This is a messenger RNA of Pocillopora meandrina, 2582 nucleotides long. The record is from the annotation of a GenBank genome assembly. Lineage: Eukaryota; Metazoa; Cnidaria; Anthozoa; Scleractinia; Pocilloporidae.